Lithohypha guttulata is the source of this 1401-nucleotide messenger RNA. RefSeq names its product 26S proteasome regulatory subunit 6A (gene RPT5). Lineage: Eukaryota; Fungi; Ascomycota; Eurotiomycetes; Chaetothyriales; Trichomeriaceae. Gene Ontology annotation, cellular component: proteasome regulatory particle, base subcomplex. Gene Ontology annotation, biological process: proteasome-mediated ubiquitin-dependent protein catabolic process. Gene Ontology annotation, molecular function: ATP binding; proteasome-activating activity; ATP hydrolysis activity. The transcript is spliced from 4 exons. The record is from RefSeq and is a predicted model, not a curated record. The coding region runs from base 1 to 1401 and encodes 466 amino acids.
AUGUCUACCCUGGAAGAUCUCGAUGAUCUGGAGCGCGACGAGAAGGAGCAAAAGAAGGAUAGAGACGACAAGGAUAAGAAGCAGCCCAAUGGUCAAGAUGGCGCCGCAAAUGGCGAUGCUGAGAUGAAAGAUGAUGAGAAGAAAGAGGAAGAGGAAUUCAUAGACGAUGAAAUCUUUCAGUCAAGCACACGAGAUAUCAUCAACCGAAGGCGGUUACUGGAGAACGAGAUGAAGAUCCUAAAAUCUGAGUUCCAGCGGUUAAAGCACGAGGAGGGCACUAUGAAGGAGAAGAUCAAAGAUAACCUUGAAAAGAUAGAGAACAACAGACAACUACCCUAUCUUGUGGGCAACGUUGUCGAACUUCUCGAUCUGGACGUCGAAGCUGAGGCGGCAGAGGAAGGCGCCAAUAUCGACCUCGACGCAACACGAGUGGGUAAAUCAGCAGUUAUUAAGACCUCUACAAGACAGACUAUCUUCUUGCCACUCAUAGGUCUUGUUGACCAUGAAAAGCUGAAGCCUGCCGAUCUUAUUGGUGUCAAUAAGGAUUCAUACCUCGUCCUUGACACAUUGCCGGCCGAAUACGACUCAAGGGUAAAAGCUAUGGAGGUAGACGAAAAGCCUACGGAAAAGUAUACCGACGUUGGUGGCCUGGACAAGCAGAUUGAAGAACUUGUUGAGGCCGUUGUAUGGCCAAUGAAGGAGGCUGAACGUUUCAAGAAAAUUGGUAUCAAAGCACCCAAAGGCGCUUUGAUGUAUGGACCGCCAGGAACGGGUAAGACACUGCUUGCCCGAGCAUGCGCGGCUCAGACUAAUGCUACUUUCCUCAAAUUGGCCGGACCCCAAUUAGUACAAAUGUUCAUUGGAGACGGUGCCAAACUGGUACGAGACGCUUUCGCGCUGGCCAAGGAAAAAGCACCUGCGAUCAUCUUCAUUGACGAACUUGACGCCGUCGGAACAAAACGUUUCGACUCGGAGAAGAGUGGUGACAGAGAAGUCCAGCGAACCAUGUUGGAGCUUCUCAACCAGCUGGACGGCUUUGCCUCGGAUGAUCGGAUCAAGGUGCUGGCUGCCACGAAUCGAAUAGACGUGCUGGACCCAGCUCUACUGCGAUCAGGUCGAUUGGACAGAAAGAUCGAGUUCCCGUUACCGAACGAAGAAUCUCGUGCCCAGAUUCUAAGAAUUCACUCCCGCAAAAUGACCGUUGACGAAGCGAACAUUAAUUGGGGCGAAUUGGCUCGAAGCACGGAUGAGUUCGGUGGUGCUCAACUCAAAGCUGUCUGCGUUGAGGCAGGCAUGAUAGCGUUAAGGAAAGGUCAGACGAAAAUCACGCAUGAGCACUACGUGGACGCUAUUGCAGAGGUCCAGGCGAAGAAGAAAGACACGGUCAACUUUUAUGCAUGA